This is a messenger RNA of Mesocricetus auratus (golden hamster), 3231 nucleotides long. RefSeq names its product potassium inwardly rectifying channel subfamily J member 5 (gene Kcnj5). Gene Ontology annotation, cellular component: plasma membrane. Gene Ontology annotation, biological process: regulation of monoatomic ion transmembrane transport; potassium ion import across plasma membrane. Lineage: Eukaryota; Metazoa; Chordata; Mammalia; Rodentia; Cricetidae. The coding region runs from base 221 to 1480 and encodes 419 amino acids. The record is from RefSeq and is a predicted model, not a curated record. Gene Ontology annotation, molecular function: G-protein activated inward rectifier potassium channel activity. The transcript is spliced from 3 exons.
GCUAGAAGGGCGAGGCAGACCGGUGAAGCCGCGUAGGAGGUUUAGACGCCUCGGCUGGCAGGAUUUGCGACUUCAGAGUAGCUCAGGGCUGCGGCCAGUAGGUCGGCAAUGCCUGAGGCUAGGGAAUCCCCGGGAGAGCCCUGAGCGCCACCUGCACCGCCAAGGAAGGACGACCAGAAGUUAGCCCCAGGGGUUCAGAGAAGCUCCCUUCUCUCCAACUAUGGCUGGUGACUCUAGGAAUGCUAUGAACAAAGACAUGGAGAUAGGAGUCACUUCCCAGGACCACAAGAAGAUUCCCAAGCAGGCACGGGAUUACAUCCCUAUUGCCACAGACCGCACACGCCUGCUGGCAGAAGGCAAGAAGCCACGUCAGCGCUACAUGGAGAAGAGCGGCAAAUGCAAUGUGCACCAUGGCAAUGUUCAGGAAACCUAUCGCUACCUAAGUGACCUCUUCACCACUCUGGUGGACCUCAAAUGGCGCUUCAACCUCCUGGUCUUCACCAUGGUCUACACUGUCACAUGGCUGUUCUUUGGCUUCAUUUGGUGGCUCAUCGCUUACGUCCGAGGUGAUCUGGACCAUGUGGGUGACCAAGAGUGGAUUCCUUGUGUUGAAAACCUCAGCGGCUUUGUGUCUGCUUUCCUGUUCUCCAUCGAGACAGAAACAACCAUUGGGUAUGGCUUCAGAGUCAUCACGGAGAAGUGCCCGGAGGGGAUCAUACUCCUUCUGGUGCAGGCCAUUCUGGGCUCUAUUGUCAAUGCCUUCAUGGUGGGUUGCAUGUUUGUGAAGAUCAGCCAGCCAAAGAAGAGAGCGGAGACCCUCAUGUUUUCCAACAAUGCCGUCAUCUCCAUGCGGGAUGAGAAGCUGUGCCUCAUGUUCCGGGUGGGGGACCUCCGAAACUCCCACAUCGUGGAGGCCUCCAUCCGUGCCAAGCUUAUCAAAUCCCGGCAGACCAAAGAAGGGGAAUUCAUCCCCUUGAACCAGACCGACAUUAAUGUGGGCUUUGACACUGGUGACGACCGUCUCUUCCUGGUGUCCCCGCUCAUCAUCUCCCACGAGAUCAAUGAGAAGAGCCCUUUCUGGGAGAUGUCACGUGCUCAGCUGGAACAGGAAGAAUUUGAAGUUGUGGUCAUCCUAGAAGGAAUGGUAGAAGCAACAGGCAUGACUUGCCAAGCACGAAGCUCUUACAUGGAUACAGAGGUGCUCUGGGGUCACCGAUUCACACCCGUCCUCACCUUGGAAAAAGGCUUUUAUGAAGUGGACUAUAACACCUUCCACGAUACCUAUGAGACCAACACGCCCAGCUGCUGUGCCAAGGAGCUGGCAGAAAUGAAGCGGAAUGGUCGGCUCCUCCAGUACCUUCCCAGCCCUCCCUUGCUUGGAGGGUGUGCUGAGGCUGCGAGAGAUGCUGAGGCUAAGCAGGAUGAAGAGGAUGAACCCAACAGACUGAGUGUAUCCCAGGCAACCAGGGGCUCAAUGUGAAGUCUGUGCUCUACCCAGAGCCUCUUCUUUCCAGACACCAAGGAGCCUGGGAGGCCAGAGAGGCCAAUUAGUUGAGCAACCUUUGUGGGGCCCCAGGAGCAUGGGAGCUCUCCGGAGAGGAACAGUGUAUUGAACCCUCACAUCUCCUCUUCAGGGCCUCAGAGCAAGUGGACUUGCCUAGCCCUCUUGGGCAAUGCUUUCUAGGCCUCAGUGAGUGAGAGCAUUAGCUAAGGCUGUAGCCAGGGUGGGCUUCCUAGAGAGAGUUCUAGGUUGCUAUCUCCUCUCUCUCUCUCUCUCUCUCUCUCUCUCUCUCUCUCUCUCUCUCUCUCUCUCUCUCUCUCUCUCUCUCUCUCUCUCCCUCUUUUGCUCUCUUACCUAUUCACUUCUCUCCCCAAUUUUGUCUCCUCUAGGGACUGGCAGUAUCACCCAUGAUUCUUACCAUUGAGGCUUGUGGAUUGAGGAUGGAUGCUCAGGCCCACAUCCAGGGAUUAAUCCACAGAGACUUCACAAGCUGAAGUUACCCAAGUCAGGGAACAAUGCCUUUUAGUAUGAGGCCAAAACCACUCACUAAUAACUGUUUUCAAGGCCCUUUGUUCACCUCUGUGACUCCCUAGUGCGUGUUUUUCUCUUCUAUGUGUGGACACUACGGCUUACAGGGUAAUUGAGUUUAUUACAGUGACCCUGGGACACUGAGUACCUAGGAGCACACACGACGGUGUCCUCACAACUGCCCGGUUCUCCUAGUCAUACUGUGCCUUGCACCUCAAAGGAGGAACCUAGAAGUUGUGCUCUUUGUAGGAUUUUUUUGGUCUAAGAACUUCAAAGAACCAGGAAUGUGGUCCUGAACAUGUGAAUUUCAGAGAGCCAGAUGAGAACUAAUUGGUACUAACGCAGGGAUGUCAGCGAGGAAAGGGAAGCAGGGGUCAUUUUAAUAUAAGCAUUUGGAGCCUGAUGUCCUGAUGCAUGCCUGUAAUCUUAGCACUUGGCAGGCUGAGGCAGAAUUGUGGACAUGAGGCCAGUCUGGACUAGUAGCCUAGUCUCAAAAAAGCAAGAGACAAACUAACAAAUGAGAAAACAUCUGCCUCAGUUGCUGCAUGGGGCUUAGGAGAAAAGAGGAAUAUGAAACAGAAGUGACAGGUGGCCAAGGCUGGACCAAAGUCUUAGGGAGGUACUGAGAUGCCCCUGGACCUCCCUCCUCAGAACAGCCCCAGCAAGGUGCUGGGUAUGCCUGAGAAAGGGGGUGAGAGAGUCGGUAGGAUAACUAAGAAAGAAAAGAGCCCAAGAAUAGAGAGGAGCUUUGAGGUCCACAGCCCCGCAGACUUCUCUCUUCCAGUCUGAGGACUGAUGGUCAGGGCGAGGAGCCUGAAGUUGAAAAAGACAAGCUGGGCCUCGUCUUGGAAAGACAUUGACAUGCUCCUCCACAUCUCUAGCCCAGUGCUCAUAGUACUCUACCAGCCUUUGAAAGCAGAAGCACUUCCCUGCUGUGCCCCAGAGCCCUUUUCCUGGGAUCUAUAGGGAGAAGCUAAGGUAGCCAAGGGAAUGGAUUUCUGAACCUCAGGCCUCCCCCCCACCCAGAUUGGGUUUCCAGGGUGCUAGGCUGGUGAGGAGAAAGUGGCCUGGGGUGAAUAGUUACACUUGUAAGCUUCCCACAUAUAGAAGAUAGGAUCCUUUACUUGGCACCUGAUCUAAACCUUGAGAGAUGGUCUAAGCAGUGAGGUGUGUGUGUGUGUGUGUGUGUGUGUGUGUGUGUG